AACUUUCUUCUUUCUCAUCUUCAUUUUUCUUUUUCCUUUUCUUCAUUCCCUUCAUUUUCUUUCGUUUUUUCUUCCCUAUAAAUGAAAUGAGUCAGAUAAAAAACAUUAUUAUUAGACCACAAUUUAAUAUUAAAUAUCAUCUAUCAUAUAUUAUAAUAAAUGGCUUAAAACUUACUUUUAUUUGGAUUUAAACCAUGAUUUUUAGCCACCGUAUUCCCCUGCACACAUUCAUCCUAAAACACACCAAAAAUUAUCACAAAAUCCAAACAUUCAAAAUAAAAAAAGAAGAAAAUAAGAUUAUUUUCAAACCUCAGAAUCCAUAUUGUUUAUGCGCUAGACAAUAAUAGCAAACUUGAAUAUUUAGGUUUAUAAAUUUUAUCCUUGAAAACAGGAAUUUUCCCUUGUCAGUCACGAAGUAAUUGGAAAAAUGUUUCGGAAAACUAAGGAAUUUCAGUUCUCUUGUCAAAGGAAAUCUUGAAUUUCGUAAACAAAAUGGCGAUCUCUCGAAGUGUGAUUUUUCAAAUUUUUCAUCGUCCUUCGGCUAUUUCUUGUCGUUGUCUGUGUACGAGCUCCAAGAGAAGGUUAAGUAGAGCAGACCCACUCAUAGACAAGAUUUUAAGAGUAGAUCAUGCAGGGGAAGUGGGCGCGAACAGAAUAUACGAAGGUCAGAUGGCUGUAUUAGGCAGCUCAAAAUCUGCACCCGUUAUAAAGGUAUAUUUUAAACAGAAUUCUCUAGGUGGGUUUAGUUUUGUAUAAGUUGUUAUUUAUUUUAAUUUAAACAGUGUUUACACUAUUUUAAAGUUAACCUGAGCCUGCAAUGUCACUGACCAGCAACUUGAUCAGCCGCCUGUCACAUCCACCCGCUUUACACCCCAACCGCCUCCUCCCUCCACAUACCUAUUGCAAGAACCCCAAUGUUAAAAAAUUUAGUCUUUCUAUUACAUCGGCUGGCCACCUUAACAUAGACUCGGACAAGGUCUUUCUGCAUCCCCCCCCCACUGCAAUAUCAUGGCACUCACCCCCCUAACCCCAAUCCCAAUAUCAUGGCACUCACCUCCCAGUAAUUAUUGUGCUUCAUUCAGGAAAUGUGGGAACAGGAAAAGGAACAUGUUAAAAAAUUUGAUGAACUUUUACCAAAGUACCGAGUGCGACCAACAGCGCUGCUUCCAUUUUGGAAUGUUGCAGGUUAUGUGCUAGGUAAUAUGUCAAGCACAAUUGUUAAACUAUGUCUUCCAAACUGUUCUUUCUUCAAGAAACAUCCUUAUUGCUUCAGUGUUACUACAGGAGGAAAUCAGUGUAGUACAACAGUUAUGGUGUUUGGUAGAGUAAGAAAGACAACUGCAUAUUGCAAGUAUUAUAUAAACCCUCGUCACAGAGCUGAAAGGCACAAAACCAACAUGUGACAACAUCGUGUAGGAGCUGGUAGCGCACUGCUCGGUGAGAAAGCAGCCAUGGCUUGUACUGUCGCUGUUGAGGAAGUCAUUGGAGAACAUUAUGACAAGUAUGAACCAUCACUACCAUCAUUAAUAUCACUAAUCUUGUACCACCAUCACUACCUACCAUAAUCACCAUCAUCACUACCUACCAUAAUCAUCACCACCUUACCACCACUACCAUCAUCAUCACUACCAUCGCCACCACCACUGAUACAGUUUACUAAUCAUUAAAUAUACAUUUGUCAGCCAAUUAAGAGAACUAUUAGAAGACCCAGAACACCUUGACAAGCAUGAAGAAUUAUUGGAUGUAAGUAAUGCACAAUUUAGAAGGACGAAAGUUCAAUACACACCAAACAUUGGGGUAAAAAUUACGAUUGCUGCUCUACGUUGUAUUUAAGGUAAUCACAAAGUUUCGAGAUGAUGAAUUAGAACAUUUGGAGACAGGACUGGAACACGACGCGAUGCAAGUAAGACGACAGUUCACUGUUUCGUCUUCAAAAUUAUAUAUAUAUAUAUAUAUAUAUAUAUAUAUAUAUAUAUAUACAUCCUGCUCAUCAGCACUACACUGAUGAGGCCCAUAAGGCCGAAACGGUAUCGUCUGUAGUUAUAUAUAUAUAUAUAUGGAUUAUUGACCGUGCUAACAGUGCUGGGCAGGGCACGAAAUAAUUGCCGAUCAGUUCGAUCAAUGAUCAAUGAUCGGCAGGAAAUUGCUUUUGAUCGGCAGAGAAGCAAGGUUGCCGAUCGUCUUCAUCGGCAAGAACCAUUGUCUCGAAAACACGGUUAAUAUCGUUAACGAACACCAUGCAAUACUACGGCAUUAUCACAGAACAUAUAAAAAGAACGUGUCCUAUACUGAUCGGCCAGAUUUUAAUUUGAUCAGCAGAAAAUCAUAUGACUGCUGAUCACCAUGAUCGGGAACGUUGGAAAAGUUAUUUCGGGCCCUGGCUAAGUGAAAUGUACUUUGCUUUAUUUUUUAGGCCCCAUUCUAUUCCACAAUGAAGCAAGUCAUACAACUCGGAUGUCGAACUGCAAUUUGGUUGGCAGAAAAAAUAUAGAACAUAAAAAUUUAUCGUGGGAGAAUAUCAAGAGUUUAAAUCAUUAGUCUUAAGACAAUACGGAAUCGAAUCCUUGUACCUGUGUGUAUUCAGUCUUCCAGUCACGCGGAAAGUUUACGUCAGUCUAAAAAAUCCGCCAUUAUUGGGUGGCAAAUUAAUGUUGGUCACUUUGGACAGGAAACCACUGUCACUGACAGUCUGUCAGAGUUUCCUAGAAAAAAUUUCGUGAUAAAUCAAAGCGAUCAUUUCGAGCUAUAUCGAAGUAAACCUUGGGAAAAUUAUAGUUUAGCUUUAAAAAUUUGCCACCCAAACGGCGGAAGUCAAUGGAUUAGUUUAAAAUUUAAUAACUCAUUUCCCUAUCAAAACAAUGAUAAUUGGGCAAAAGUGUUAUUUUUAACAAGAAGGAACUAUGUUUAAUCUAAGAUUUACUUUCAGAGUACUCGACAGGAACUAGCUUGAUACCCAUGUCAUUGAGGAAGUCCUUCGAUGCGGAAGGAGAUUUCAACCUGUACAAAGUAGUGUCAAAUGUUAUUUAAUAUCUUGUGUGGUUAAUUAAUUAAAACAUACUUUAGUCUAUAUAAUACUUGUGUAUUCAUUAGCUAAUCCUCUGUACAAAUCGAGGGAUAAAAUUAUGUUUUAUGAAAAGUUUGUCGAUACAUUACUUAAGACCUGUCAAGAUAUUCAUUGAACAAAUUGCAGACCUAAUAUACGAGUAAAUAAUAUAUGUACAUAUUUGCAUAUUUGAUAUGCUGAAACGGAACUAAAACACAGUUGAAACAUUACUUAUUGAAAGUCAGCGUUUUCCAACGUGAUCUGCCACGCAGAAACGUCGACAUUUAUCGGAACAAGAAAAUGUAUUUCUUAGGAUAUGUUUACCGGGUAGCUUGCCAUAGCGACGUGAAAAAACAGCUAUCCGUAUCUUUUAGGAAAGCUAUUUUCAGAGGAAUUAUUUGCAACGGAGAGAUGUUGUUUCGCUCAGCUUCUGAAAGUUGUACGUAACAUUCCGUAUGGGAUAGAUGCUUUUUUGCGCCGCUAUGGAAAGCUUUUUGGUAUAGUGUAAACCUAGCCUUAAUUCUAUUCAUUGGCCUCUAAAACAAGGCCACUACAUAUAAUGAAAAGAAUGAACAUUUCCUCAUUCUGGGAACUGUCGUUUGAGCAGCAUCUGUUGCACGAUAGUGUUUUGUGAGCUGUACCGCAACACAACUCAGCUGUCAGACUCGUCCAACACUUCCAGAACAUCACCUCGUUGCAAGUUCCCUAACUUCACUUUAAACUCGUCUAUAUUGCAAGACUUGCUCUGUCUUUGUGACCAAAUAUUUAACACUUCGUUUGUGGGUGAAAAGUUUGGAAAACAAGCUUUACUUUGUAUUUUAAAUACUUCGUCAACUGUAAGGCCAAUCUCCCCAGCGAGUCCCGUCCAGUCGUUGUGCAGAGCGCAAGGAAUGUCCAUUAAACCACACACUUCGAGGUAUUUUCGCACUCCAAUACUCUUUAGUGAGUUACAUACCACAGGCGUAGGGGAGUGGAGCCCAUUUUGAACAACAUCCUGCAGAACAAAAAUAUUUGUUGUUAGACUUCACAAAAAAACAGAGGCGUAUCUCACAG
Molecule: messenger RNA, 4096 nt
Organism: Paramuricea clavata
Lineage: Eukaryota; Metazoa; Cnidaria; Anthozoa; Malacalcyonacea; Plexauridae
Source: the annotation of a GenBank genome assembly